Molecule: messenger RNA, 4064 nt
Organism: Dendroctonus ponderosae (mountain pine beetle)
Lineage: Eukaryota; Metazoa; Arthropoda; Insecta; Coleoptera; Curculionidae
Exons: 13
Coding region: 348-3914 (1188 amino acids)
Biological process (GO): lipid metabolic process
Molecular function (GO): lipase activity
Source: RefSeq, a predicted model, not a curated record
UACUGCAAGAACCUUGCUGAAAGCAGUACCAAGUCGACUUUUGCUUCGACACGCGAUUCCAAACGCGCGCCCGCCAAACCGAUUGCGGUACCGCUUACGGUCUCUGGUAUUUACUCUGUACCACCUUGUUUCUUUUCUGAUAGCGCUGUGUUUCACAAACGUGCAGUUUUUCCUUUGGCAGAGUUUUUCAAGGACUGGCCAAUGCCAUAAAGGAACGCCGAUGUCUCAACGUGCGAUGAACGCAACCGAUCAAAACUUGACCGAAAACCAUCGAGCUACCAUUUCUUUUUCCUUCUAGGCAUAAUGUGAAAUUAUAUGAAGGCUCAAUAAAUGAUUACGAAAGUACAAUGCUGUUUGGCAUGUGUAUCAAGUAUAUUUGGAUAGCGGGCUAUUUUUGCUUAAUUAGUGCAGUACCACGGAUUGACCACUCGGACGACUCGCAGGAUUUUAACGACAUCGUUGUUUAUAAUGCAGUCGUUAAAUCAAUGAGAGAAUGGCAGGCGAAGAAAAGUGCCAACAGAACCAAACGGGAAGAACCUUCAGUAUGUUACGAGGGACUUGGCUGUUUCGAUGCCUCCGGCCCUUUUGGAUACCUGGAUAUGUUACCUAGCAAACCCGAGGACAUUAACACACGGUUUCUUUUGUAUCCAGCCAGGAACAGGCAACGACGCAGCAGUUCAGCGCCUACGGAAAUUCCAUUCGAAAAGUUGGACGAAGCUUUCGAAUGGGCAAAAGGCGGCUUCAACAAGAGCCUACCGACCAAAGUGCUCAUACACGGCUUUGGAAGCGACUGCGGCUAUAUUUGGGCGUAUGAAGUACGAAGUGCUCUGAUCGCUGUUGAAGAAGUGAAUACAAUAUGCGUUGAUUGGUCGAACGGGGCCGCUUUGCCCAACUACGUCAAAGCGUCAGCAAACACCCGAUUGGUUGGUAAGCAGCUCUCUUUACUGCUGAGCGGAUUGGUUGAGAAAAAUGGACUUUCUCUGAUGAACACCCACUUGAUUGGCUUCAGCCUUGGGGCGCACAUUGCUGGAUUUGCCGGAGCCGAUUUAGGAAAUCUCAGCAGGAUUACAGGUUUAGAUCCAGCAGGGCCACUUUUUGAAUCCCAAGACACCAGAGCGCGACUGGACGAAACAGACGCUUCUUUUGUGGACGUGAUCCACAGCAAUGGGGAGAAUUUGAUAUUGGGCGGCUUGGGUUCCUCCCAGCCAAUGGGACAUGUGGAUUUUUACCCCAAUGGGGGCCGAAUGCAGAAGGGCUGCAGCCAUUUAUUCGUCGGAGCUGUUAGCGACAUCAUUUGGUCUUCAGCUGUGGAGGGUCGCUCCUUGUGCAACCAUCGCAGGGCAUAUAAAUUCUUCAUCGAUUCAGUAUCGCCUCGGUGCCAUUUUCCUGCCUUUCCUUGCGACUCCUAUGACAACUUUAUUUCUGGAAAGUGCUUUCCCUGCACUGAAGACAGAAAAUGUGGCAAUAUGGGCUAUUACGCGGAUCGCUCUAAAGGUCGCGGCCAACUUUUCCUGAUCACCAGGGAAGAAGAGCCGUUUUGUGCUCACCAAUACCUCGUGCGGAUUGAAACCAGCCCAAGCCCCACCCCAGUGAAAAGCUAUGGGAAAAUCCAGGUUACUUUAAUAGGCGACUCGUUCCUCAACGAGACCUUUAUGCUAACCAAAAAGGAGGACGAAGAAAUGAAGCUGGGAGAGUCGCUGUCCAAGAUCGUGGUUCUUCACCCCAUUUUAUCCCAACCUACGAAAAUCGAGCUACUCUACACUGCGUACAGUGGCUGGCUCUCAUCCGGAUUAACGCAAUGGAAGAUCGACAAAGUCACGCUAAUGGACAGUUUUGGAAAAGUAUCGUCGAUGUGCAAAGAGGCCUUGGUUCUGGAAUCCGGCAUUCCAGUAACGCUGUCCCUACACCCCAAUGAUUGUAAUGAGGCCACAAGUGAAACUGAAGAAGAAGAAAUUCCGAUGCAACAGGCCGAAAAUGUGCAUCCAGGCUAUCUAAGCAACAAAGAGGGUAAAAAUGGUGCCUCUUCAAUCAGCCCAGUCUUCACUGAGGAGGAUUUUGCUUUAGAAUCAACGAAUCUUGUGGAUAUGGAGACGGAAUCCAGUAGGGCUUUUAACAGUCGCGUGAUAAAAGCGGAUAAACUGAACAAGAACAACGUGGAUGGCGACGGAUUGAUUAGGGAAGUAGUGGAACCGAUUCUGAAGACCCAUUCGGUGAAAAAUGGCCGGGCCCACAAUCCAGGCAGGGGAAAAUUGGAGAUUUCCGAACCCAUUCUGGGGCCCACGACUGUCCGUUCUUUUGCGCCAGAGGACCGGAAGGAAACCGAUAAAGAACCCAGCGAUUGGGCUUCGCAGCAAAACACUGGCGAAAAAUGGAAAAGGGAGGACGAGUCGAAAUCGUUGAAGAACUUUGCGUCUGCCCACAGAUCGCAACAAGCGCCAAACGGUACUCCUCUGGAGGCAAUAGUCACCACUGUCCAAUUCCUCCCUCAACGCUUAGCGCGGAUGUUUGAACAAGCUGAAAAGUAUGCAAGGGAAACGAUCCUGCCCCUAGUAAGCACAUACACUCCUCGGUUUAUCUCCGAGUUCAUCGGCCCCAGACAGGAGCCCAAAUAUGUGCCGCUUCACUACGAAGAAGACGAGGUCCAACAGACAUCAUCAUCGAAGCGGAUCUCAACGGAAAGUGGGGCCCGAUCCAGAAACCUGCUGUUGCCACUUCAAGAGGAGAAAACUGCCAAUGAGCAGGUUACAGAAAGAACCUCCACCCCAUAUACUCACAUUCAGAGAAUCACGAAAAAGACUGAACAAACACCCCCCAGCAAUUCGCUGCCCGAGUCAACCAGCAAACGAUCUGAACAUGCCAGCUCUUCCACUUCGUCUUCUCUUAACACUAACACCAGUCCACAAAUCAAUAUAAAAAUCAAUUACGGCCAGUCUGAGCCAGCGGAAGCUCGUGAAGACUUAGCCGAAGUAGUUACCAGUAUUCCGAGCGGUACCAAUGCGACUUUAAUGCAAAGAAUGGCAACCACUUUGCAAAGCAUUCCGGAUAGUUUCGCUAGAAUGCUGGGGCAGAUGCAGAAUUACACCAGAAGGAAUAUAUUGCCGUUGGUGCAAAGCUACUCGCCUAGACGACUUUCCGAUCUUAUAUGGAUUAGACCGAAGCCGACCGGUAUUAUGAAGAUUGAGCGAAAUAGGACCAGCAGUGGCACGAUGCAAGGGCAAAACUUCAGCAUUUCUUGGGAUAUAUCCAGGGACUUUAAUGAGAGCAGUACUGAGGAAGAGAGUGCAGAGGAAACUACCACUGAUUUGCCCUGGACUUCGACUGUGGCUUCCACCACGGAUAGUCGAGAUUUAUCCAGAGGCUACUUUCGUCCAGUGCCCCCAAUAACGGAACCCAUCUCAAGACAGGCCAAGGUUUUGAAAAACCCCGAUAUAAUUCGCAAUACAGUUUUCCGCACGAUAUUUAGAGAUCUGAACGUUACCAUUCAUAACAACAAGGAUAUCCGGACUGAACCGGCAAGUACAACAGUGAAAAGCUUCACAGUGAGUGGAUUUAGCGAUAAAAUUGACGGCGGCAGUCCUCAGCACGUUCAAAGGAUCCCCAAAAGAGGACAAAAGGCGAAUUAUCAUUUACCCCAACCGUUUACCAUUGCCAUUGACCCGAACGACUUAACCACUACCUCAAGACCAACCACUAGCACCACGUUCAAGUCCACUACUCCCAAGGAAUUCGUUUCGUAUGUGCAGAAAAUUCCCAAAAAGAAAACCGUGGGCAAAACUCCCCAGUAUAAAGUGAUAAGGAAUCAUCCUGUGAAGAAGGACUUCAAUAUAGGGAACAGGGUGUUCAAAAUCAAGCACCCGUUGGGCAUCGACCUGCGCUAUCGCAUUAACAGUGAUGGCAAAUAUGAAACAUAUUAAUUAAAUGUACAAAGUAUCUAUAAGCGCAGGAUAAACCUAUGUAUAUAUAGAAUAUAUUCACGGUCUUUUAUAAGAUUGCUAUGAUCGCACAGAAAGAGGCUUCAACUAUUUGGGCAUCUUACAUAAAUAUAGGAAGAAUACUAAAGUAAA